Pyrus x bretschneideri (Chinese white pear) is the source of this 1580-nucleotide messenger RNA. Its product is annotated as glucan endo-1,3-beta-glucosidase. Gene Ontology annotation, biological process: carbohydrate metabolic process. Gene Ontology annotation, cellular component: plasma membrane. Lineage: Eukaryota; Viridiplantae; Streptophyta; Magnoliopsida; Rosales; Rosaceae. The record is from RefSeq and is a predicted model, not a curated record. The transcript has 2 exons. Bases 78 to 1442 code for a protein of 454 amino acids. Gene Ontology annotation, molecular function: hydrolase activity, hydrolyzing O-glycosyl compounds.
AACUCCCCAAUCCUACAAAGUAAAAGGAGAGGAUCCACCGCCUCCCAAAACUCCACCACAAAAAGAAAAAAGCAACCAUGGCCACCACCAAGCUCCUUCUCUACCUUCUCCUCCUCGUCCAGCUCGCCGCCACAGCCUACUCCAUCGGCGUAAACUACGGUACUCUCGCCGACAACCUUCCGCCACCGGCCCAAGUCGCCAACUUCAUCAAAACCCAAACCACCAUCGACGCCGUCAAACUCUUCGACGCCAACCCCGACAUCAUCAAGGCCUUCGCCAACACCAACAUCUCCUUGACGAUUACCAUCCCCAACGGAGACAUCCGGAGCCUCACAAAUCUACGCACCGCUCGCCAUUGGAUCAUUGAUCAUGUCAAGCCGUUUUACCCGGCAACCAAAAUCAAAUACAUUGCUAUGGGCAGCGAGGUCCUCCACUGGGGGGACGACGCUCUCAAGUCGAGCCUCGUCCCUGCCAUGAGGACCUUCCACAACGCUUUGGUCCGCGAGGGGAUCAAGGAUGUCAAGGUCUCGACCCCUCACUCGCUCGGAAUGAUGUUGUCUUCUGACCCGCCCAGCACAGGCCGGUUCAGACCGGAGGUGCUUCCAAUUCUGGCCCAAUUGCUCCUGUUCUGUCGCCAGACCAGGUCGCCUUUCAUGGUUAACCCGUACCCGUUUUUCGGGUGGUCACCCGAAAAGGAGAACUACGCUCUCUUCAGACCCAACAGUGGUGUGCGCGAUAAAUUCACCGGCAAGUUUUACACUAACAUGUUCGAUGGGUUGAUGGACGCGGUUUACUCAGCUGCCAAGGCAAUCGGGUUCGGUGACGUGGACUUGAUUGCUGGCGAGACCGGUUGGCCUUCUGCUUGCGAGCUCCCAGUCUGCUCGGUUCAGAACGCUGCGGACUACAACGGUAACUUGAUCAAGCAUAUUGAGUCCGGUAAGGGUACGCCAUUGAUGCCAAACCGGAAGAUCGAGACUUACAUCUUUGCUUUGUUUAAUGAGAACCAGAAACCCGGUUCGGCCGCUGAGAAGAACUUUGGGCUGUUCAAACCGGACAUGACUCCGGUUUACAAUGCUGGGGUUAUGCGCAAUCAGCAGGAUGGUGCAACUCCGGGAAAGCCUGCCGGACCAGCGAAACCAUCAACACCAGCGACGCCGACAACACCGGUGGCAGGAGGCAAGAAGUGGUGCGUGGCAAAAUCAGCAGCCAGCAACCAAGCAUUGCAAUCAAACAUUGACUAUGUCUGCAGCACCGGCGUUGAUUGCAAGUCCAUCCAGCCAGGCGGCGCUUGCUUUGAUAACGACGUUAGAGCCCGCGCGUCUUACCUCAUGAAUGCUUACUACCAGGCUAACGGCCGUCACGACUUCAACUGUGAUUUCUCUGGGUCCGGACAAAUCACCACCACCGACCCAAGCCACGGCUCUUGUAAAUACAACGCUUGAGCUUGAGUAGAUGAUAUGAGGAACGGAAGAUAUGUUGUUGACCGUGACUUUUUUUCUUUCUAAUUUUUUUUAAUUUUUUUGUGGGAUGUUGAUGAUUAUGGUGUAUUUGGAAUUUAAUUACUAUAUGAUGGUUAAGAG